AUCCUAUAGCCACAGAGGAAGCACUAGCACUUAUCUAUCCUAUAGCCACAGAGGAAGCACUAGCACUUCUUUCAUACUGCAUGACGUCUUCUUAGAGUCUUCUAGAAGAAUCAGAUAGUCCUACUCCUAUAGUCAUCAGCAGACCUCAGUGAGGUUACCUCACACCUCCUCACACCUUCAUCACGAUCUUGCUUGACUUGUUCACUGCUAUGCAUACGACUCUGCAAAAAUCCACAACCACACUCCGCUUACACAGCCGUGCUCCUUUCCACAACCAUACUCCGUUGCUCAGCUCCAUCACUAGUCUAGUCAGCUCCAUGUUACUUCUGAAGGUCCAUGUUAGACUUCACACCUUUUUCUUCAGCUCCAUCAGUAUCUAAGUUGGUCCUGCCCUUUUUCUCAGCAGUUGGAUCUUACUUCUUCUUACCUAAAAAAUGAAGACCGCGUUCAUUUUCUUGAACAUAGUCAUGAUAAUGUGCUGUGGACUUGAGUUUCGAAAAUAACUAAGGAGUUAAUUUGAAAACAGAGCUGGCCACCUGUAGUUACUGCAUUCUUGAACUUUUCCUACUUUUGUCGACAACAGGCCAGUCUUGUUGUUAUUUCUAUCGGCGUACAACAACUUCUACGUCGUGGUAUGUCUGUGGUAUCCCAAUUUGUCUUUUUCUGGUCUCCUGUGAAACGCACUGAUGUCUUCCGAGCUCAGACUUCUGGAGCCAUGGCCCCUGCCUGUCGCAUGCCAGAAAUCUCUUAAUCUUAAUCUUAACCAUCUUGAUGAUAUUGCGUUUUCUUACUCAGUCGACAAGAGGCCACUACUUGCAUUGGAAAAGACCAGCUCGCACUACUUGCAAGAGCAUUGUCAACUCUCCACCCCUUAACCCCUUUGCAAACUUCUUCCUUGAGCAAAAAGAUAAGGGACCUUGAAUACUACUCAAGGUCUUCUAGGUAAAUGAAAGAACGCAUGAACCACGACUGAAUUCUGCCCUUUAAUACAAUCUUCACAGUCAUCAAGAAGAACUAAUGAACGGAUGAACGCCCUUUACUACAAUCUUCACAGUCAAGAAGUGGCACUACCUCGCAAUAAAGUGUAAGAACAACGCUC
Messenger RNA from Amoebophrya sp. A25, 1099 nucleotides. The record is from the annotation of a GenBank genome assembly. NCBI's taxonomy places the organism in Eukaryota, Dinophyceae, Syndiniales, Amoebophryaceae.